This is a messenger RNA of Salarias fasciatus (jewelled blenny), 3985 nucleotides long. RefSeq names its product protein tyrosine phosphatase non-receptor type 5 (gene ptpn5). NCBI's taxonomy places the organism in Eukaryota, Metazoa, Chordata, Actinopteri, Blenniiformes, Blenniidae. Gene Ontology annotation, biological process: protein dephosphorylation; signal transduction. The record is from RefSeq and is a predicted model, not a curated record. The coding region runs from base 291 to 2039 and encodes 582 amino acids. The transcript is spliced from 15 exons. Gene Ontology annotation, molecular function: protein tyrosine phosphatase activity; protein kinase binding. Gene Ontology annotation, cellular component: cell junction; cytosol; plasma membrane.
GUGUGUGUAACAGGGGAUGAUGAGAAUGACAGAGACCGGAAAAAGAGAAUGGACCAGGGUGGUGACAGAGGAGCAGUAAAGGGAUUGGCGUGGUUCUCGGUGUUUGGCUCCUGGUCUUUGGCUGGCUGGGAGCAGAGCGGCAGAUGGCGAUGUGAAGACGGGCUCAGCCAGAACUGCCUGUGCUUCACAAUGGCUGACAACGACCGGUUGCCACAGGAUACAGGAUUUGACUUGAUCAUGUGAUCUGAUUGCCUCGCCAAGUUGUCCCUGCCGUUUCUCAUAGGGGUAUCAUGACCCGCCGGCUGAGUAGCUCUACUCGUUCCCACACGGAGGACUCCAUCUUCCUGCGGCCCGAUGAGGACCCCGUCUGGCUGGACGAGCCCGCAAAGACAGACAAACUAUGUGACGGAGUCCCCAAAAAAGACGGGCUCCCGGAAUGUAAAGACGGCCCGGCCGAGGGCCAGAACGCCCAGGGAGAGGAAGUGUUCAUCCACAAGGUCUACGCUCUCGUGAUCGAGAUCCACUGCUGGGCUGCGCUGUUCAUCAUCUCACAAGUCACGGGCUACUGGGUGUUUUUCGUGGUGGAAGGAAAUGGGCCUUUCUCCUCCAUCUACAAGGCCCUGCAGGUCAUUGACUUCUACCUUGGCUUCAUCUUGCCCUGCCACCCAAUAUUUGGAAUGGAUUCCAUGGUGCUGAUGAGGGAGGUGGUAAACACGAAGGAGCACAACUGGAUCGUCCACGGUACUGCAGGCAUUGGCGUGGCCAUCUGUGUGAUCAUGGUUAUUCACAUGGUGUGGAAGUGGCGGUAUGGCUCUGGGCUGUGGUCGUCAGGAUCGGGGUCGGGGACUGGGACUGGGACGGCAUCGAGGGACCUUGGCGAUCGGCGUCAGUCGGUGAGCCGCCAGCCGUCCUUCACCCUGUCGGAGUGGACGGACGCCCAGGAGGACCUGCUGGACCUGGAUCCCGUCCCUCAGACCCCGGUGUUUGACAUAGGCACUGACACCCGGACGGAGGGAGACGCCGCCACCCUGACAGUCACGCCGGUGGGGCUUCAGGAGAGGAGAGGCUCCAACGUUUCCCUGACCCUGGACAUGUGUACGCCAGGCUGCACGGAGCCCUACGGCUACGGCGCUUCCCCGCUCUCACCCAGAGACCAAUCAGCCCAGGAGUACCUCCGCCAGGGAACGCACGUCCUGACCCCGGCCAUGCUGCACACCAGAGCCAUGGAUGACCAGAGCCUGCAGUCAGAGUUUUAUGAAACUCCCAUGAACUUUGUGGACCCGAAGGAGUACAAUUACCCAGGGCUGGUGAGAAAGAACCGCUACAAGACCAUUUUACCCAAUACUCACAGCAGAGUCAUCCUGAAGUCUCUAGAUGAAGAGGAUUUUCUCACCACCUAUAUUAAUGGAAAUUAUCUCAAAGGCUACGGGGGUGAGGAGCGGGCCUACAUCGCCACCCAGGGUCCCACCGUCAACACGGUGGGGGACUUCUGGAGGAUGGUGUGGCAGGAGAAAAGCCCCAUCAUCGUGAUGAUCACAAACCUGGAGGAGAAGAACGAGAAAUGCGCGGAGUACUGGCCCGAGGACACUGUGACCCAUGAGGGCAUCCAGAUCACUGUUGUCUCGGUAACACAGGAGGAUGACUACAGCCUGAGGGUGUUUACUCUGAAGAGUGGGGAGGAAGAGCGCAGCCUGAAGCAGUACUGGUACACCUCCUGGCCCGAUCAGAAGACCCCUGACAAAGCCCCGCCUCUGCUGGAACUGGUGCAGGAAGUGGAGAGGGCUCGAGAGGAAGCCCCUCCUUCCAGUGGGCCCACGAUCGUUCACUGCAGUGCUGGGAUUGGUCGAACUGGCUGUUUCAUCGCCACCUCCAUCCUGUGCAAGCAGCUGAGGACCGAGGGUGUGGUCGACAUCCUGAGAACCACCUGCCAGCUCCGUCUGGACAGGGGCGGGAUGAUCCAGACGUGUGAGCAGUACCAGUUCGUGCACCACGUCCUCAGCCUGUACGAGAAGCAGCUGUCUCACACAGCCGAGGAGUAGUGUGAGCACUCCGGCCACACCCCGAUCGAGACACACCACUGUACACUGUACCGCCGCCGGUGGUAUGCACCACUGUACCUAGCAUCAUCUCAGCCUCACCCUUUAACAAGCUCCAACCGUGUUAAUCCCUUCAUCCAAGGCAGGCUCGCUCAGGCAGGACUGAACGGUCGGCAUGAAAUCUGUGCGUAUUGUAUGAAUAUCAUAAGAGGAUGUGGGAAUUGAGAUCACUGCCCUUCCUCCCGGCGACACAGUUUCAUCACUGAUCCACAGAUUCUUGGGGAGACGCAGCAGUCUGGCCUGAAAUAAUCGAAGCUCACACUCCCAGCAUCAUUUCAUUUGCACUGCUGAAGUUUCUAUCACGCUACUGUACAUGGGCCUCGUCCUGCACUCGCUCUGAAAUAGCUCCCUCCCGUACUGAUUGUACAGCGAUCGAAAGGACCCGAAGUAUAAUGGGAUCGCCUGCAGUGGUGCCGGUUUGGAAAUUCAAGUUCAGUCUCGCAAAGUUGGCGAUGAUGAAUAAUAAGGGCCCUUUACAGUAUAAGUUCCAGCAUAUUUUAAAUCUACGGAGAUAAUCAAACGCCAGCCUAAUAUGUUACUCUGUAUUGAUAUGAAGGCUCACAUGAAUUCUGAGUUAGCCUUUUCUCACUGACUCUCAUAUUUAAUGUAAUUGAAAAAAAAAAGAACAUUAGAGAAGGCCUCUUUCAACUUUUGAUGCAUUCAGAAGUCACCUCAUCUUCAGGUUGCAUGGUGCUAAGUGUUCAUUAAAGGCAUGUGCAAUGUUAUGGAACAUAGGAAUGUAUAACAAUUAGGUUAAUGAUUAAAUAAUUAGGAUUUCUGUGCAAUUUACAGUAUUACAGUUGUACCAUGCUGCCUGUGCAGUCCUCAUGGCCCAUGAUGUUUACAGUCAACAACUUCUGCAUUAAGGCCACAUAGACGUUCACCCAGAGGCAUCACAGGGCCGGGGAUGCAGGAAUAGUCACACCAUCAGAACAACGGAUGUGGAAUCGGAGAUGCACCAAAUGUUGUCUCACCAGAAAACUGGGAACCGUAAAUGAAAGAGUGUUAACAUACGGAUGAAAUACCUCCCCUGAGAGCUGGACGCUUUGUGAUGCCUCUGCUUUCAACAGUAGCUUGAACACAUCUGUGAAUAAGAAGCCCAUGAUUGUUGUAUAGACAGGCCAGGCCUAAUCUGUAUGAAGCACAAUAGACCAACUAAGGUUGUCUCUCUGAUGUUCAGCCGUAAAAGUUCCUUUUUUUUUCCCCCGUAUUGUGUUUUGGUUGUGUUGAGUUUAAUGGAUUGCAUGUGCUGUAUGGGACUCCAUAGGUCCACAAUCAAAGCGACGUGAUUGGUUGUCCUGCUUUUUGUUGUGUAAAAGGGUUUAAAGCCUAAUAUAUUGCUUGCUCUCGGCCAAUGCUUUUGAUACAGUUUGCUUUUGUGAAACCAACCAGAGAUAUUUUUAGAACAUUUUGAUACAAUCCUUUCGAGUAGAUGCCUUGUGUAUAUUUCCGUUUACACCAUGAUGGAAUGUAGCUCAUACUGUGGAUCAAACCAUCGGUUUUGCAAGAUUUAACGGAACAAAAUGUGACGACUACCUAAGUUACCUUACAGUACACAAAAUAAGUAGAUUUCGUUCAGUCUUCAGUAAAAUUACUUUGGGCCUUUAGGCUUUGCUUUAAUAUGCUUUGCUUUCUGUGUUUGUUUUUUAUUGUUUCCUUGGAAGAUUUUACCUCAGACUGAGUUUUUACGCAGUCCCCACUCUAUUCCACCUGUGACUAGAGGCCACUCUCCGUUGACAACAUGAGAAAUAUGUGUAAGGCAGCUAAAACAGUGACGACAAUUUUCUAUGUUAUAAAACUCAAAUGAUUUCUAUCUUGACUUGAUGCAUCUGAUUAAAGGCCAUGAACAUUGUCAGAGGAUGGCUCUAAAUGUACCAAUUCUCAAACAU